Molecule: messenger RNA, 2391 nt
Organism: Symbiodinium sp. CCMP2592
Lineage: Eukaryota; Dinophyceae; Suessiales; Symbiodiniaceae
Source: the annotation of a GenBank genome assembly
AUGUCUCCGGCCUUGCCGCAGGCAGUCAUGGCGGACGCGGACGCACUGCCCGAUGUGCAGAUCUUUGCGCAAGGCCGCUCCAGGACGACGCCCGCCGCCGAGGUCGUCAAAAGCAAGGAAUCCCGGCGGCGCAGUAACGGCUCGGUGCCUGCCGCAGCACAGGUCGCACCGCCCCACAGGUGCUGGCCGGGACGUGGGAAGUUCGCAUGGAUGAUGUUGUUUGGCCUCUUUCUCGUGGUCGACUCCUCCAAAUACUUGGUCGAUGUCCGAGCCAUGACCCACAGCCCGCGAAUAGCACAAGCGAUCGUGCUCACGCAGGACAUCUUGUCCGUGGUGGUCUGCCUGCUUGCCGUUCUCAGGUACGAGGGUCUUCGGGGGAUCCCAGCAACCUUUUGCUCCAUGGAGCUUCUGCGGUGCCUCCCUACGGCAGCGUUGUUUUCGCUGAGCAAUGCCGCCCUAGCACACGGCAUCGGCAUCGGCGUUGGAGCUGCUACGGCUGUUGCCCUGAACACUCUUUACAUGCCCAUGUGCGCCUUUGUGAGCAGAUGGAUGUUCCGACGUGCCUAUGGCUGGCUGGAGCUGCACGCCUUAGCUUUGCUGACGUUUAGUUCUUUGACAUUCUGCGAGCUGCGCAGCCGCGUCAUAGGGCUGUCUGGUGGCCUCCAGGGCGCCGUCUUCGUUGUCCUCUCAGCCUGCUUUGCCUGCGUUGCCUGCCUUUUGGCCGAGCGAAUUUUCAAGCAGCGCCACACCCCGCAGAGCGAGGAGGUGGAGCUUUACUGCGUGCAAAAGGCGCGCUUCGACUUUUGGGGCCUCAUCACGUCGGCCCUGGUCCUGUUAUAUCUUGGCGAGCCGCCCUCGGUUCAGUUGUACAGAGAUUGGACCUACCUUCAGGUCGGGGCGGUUCUCCUUCGCGUAGUGCAGUCCCUCAUGGCUGGCCUACUGGUCAAGCGUUGGUCGACGGUGGCCAAAGCCGUGCUGCAAAGCUUGUCGAUGCUUCUCGUGUUCUUCUUGGGGGAUGUCGCAUUUUUGGGCCGUGGGCAGGGCAACCUCUGUAUAUACAUGCUGGCCCUUCUGGUCUCACUGGCGGCAUUCAUGUACCAGCUGGGGCGCCGACAGACAAUGCACUUGCUCGAGGUGGCCUCUUCAGAGAGCCUUUCCGAGAUCACCGAAUCCGAGGCCUCUGUGAGCUUCCAGCGGACUCAUUCGGAUCCGACGGACAACCGUCGUGGUCGAUCUCUGCUGCCACGGCCGCGGAUAAGCUCAGAAGAGGUUCAGCCGGCCGACUAUCAGGUUUGCUGUCCAUCGGAGUUCACGCCGGUGAGCCCUCAGCAGCUCCUCGCACAGCGGCUGCCGCAGCUUCCCGAGGUCGACCAGCUGGAGGUUUUGGACCAGCGCUGGCUGGAGCAGGAGCGGAGCCGGAAUUCGCAGUUCGCCAAUUGGAUCUCUUCAAAGCGUGGAGUGCUGGUGCAGCUACUCUGCGUAGCGAUCUUCGUCUUCUUUGAUUCGGCAAGAACGAUUGUGAAUGAUCAGUUCAUCCGAAGUGCUCCUAUCGUCUCUCAGUCGAUCACCUUCUCACAAUUUGGAGCUUCCGUGGCAGUCGGCUUGGGAGUCACCGGCCUCGUGGACGGCCGCGCUGGGCUUUGGGAGGCCUUAGCCUGGAAGGACGUCUUGCGAUCCUUUCCCGUGGCGGCUUGCUUCUCCUUGAGCCAGACCUUUACCAUCAUGGCCUACAGUGCCGGGGUCAGCGGAAUGGAGAACACGGUCGUCGGCAACGUCUACCUGCCACUCAGCGCGCUUCUGAGCCGGUGGAUCUUUCGCCGAUCGUACAGCUUUCUGGAGUGGAUCGCUCUCACCGCGUUGAUGCUUAGUGCCAGCGUCUUCGUGCUGCUGCAGCAAUCUCCUUCAGGCGAGGUGUCGUCCCACAUCUUCUCGACGGGGAUCCUCUACGUGAUCCUCUCCGUUUGCAUGUCCUGCCUGGCAUCCAUGCUUUCUGAGAAGAUCAUGAAGGCCGGCAGCAGUCCUUUCUACAUCCAGAAGGUGAACCUGGACAUCGGGAGUUUCAUCACGUCUGUGAUCAUGCUCUUCGUUUGUGGCAUGGCAAGCCAGCGGCCAAAUGACGCCUUCUGGAAGAGUCGAGAUGUGGACGGAAGGAUGGAGGCAGGCAUCUUCGUGGCCUGGGAUGCUCGGAUGGUCCUGGUGUUGGUGGUGACCCUUCUCCAGAACUGGCUUGCAGGUCUCGUUGCCAAGCGCCUCUCCACCGUCAUCCGCUCCAGCGCACAGCAGCUCUCUUUGCUUAUCGUGUACUUCGUGGGGGACAUUUGGUUGAACCACGUUGCUUUCGACUGGCCAGUGGGAACCACGGCGCUGGCCACAGGGCAGAAGAAAGAGUAG